This is a messenger RNA of Petromyzon marinus (sea lamprey), 1841 nucleotides long. It is a transcript of the gene POU4F2, whose product is annotated as POU class 4 homeobox 2. Gene Ontology annotation, molecular function: DNA-binding transcription factor activity, RNA polymerase II-specific; RNA polymerase II cis-regulatory region sequence-specific DNA binding. The record is from RefSeq and is a predicted model, not a curated record. Gene Ontology annotation, biological process: regulation of transcription by RNA polymerase II. NCBI's taxonomy places the organism in Eukaryota, Metazoa, Chordata, Hyperoartia, Petromyzontiformes, Petromyzontidae.
CGCUCCCUGCCCGCGAGCCUCUCCUCCUCGCCACUCUGCGCGAUGCUGUCCAUGAGCGGGGUGUCCGCUAAGCAGGGGGGCUUCAGCCUGCAGGGCGCCCUGCCUGCGGGGAGCGACGCCCUGCGCCGCGCUUGCAUCGCUCACAGCGCCCUGCAGGGCGAGAUCCUGGCGGGCCUGGAGGGCAGCGCGCUCCUCGCAGCCGCCGACUCAGCAGCCACCGCCGGCAAGAGGCAGCAGCAGCACCCGCAUCAUCAUCACCAUCAGCACCAUCAGCAGCAGCAGCAGCAUCAUCAGCAGCACCAUCACCACCUGCUCCCCGCCUUCAAGAGCGACUCCGCCGCAGCCGCCGUCGCGUUCAGCGCCGCCGUGAUGAACACCGCGGUGCCGUGCUCCGCCUCCUCCUCCUCCGCGCACGGCUCCGUGCUGGGCUCGCACCACCACCAUCACCACCACCACGGCCACCAGGCCCUGGACGGAGAGCUCCUGGACCAUCUCCCGCACGGACUCUCCUCUCUCUCGGGCGGCAUCGGAGGUGUCGACUCGGCCGCCGCUGCCGCCGCGGCCGCCGCAGCUGCGGCGGCCGCAGCGGCCGCAGCAGCAGCGCACAUCCCCGGGAUGGGCCACAUGCACCCGGCGGCCAUGGGACUGGGGGCCCCGCACGGGAUGGGCCCCCACCACGGGGGCAUGGGGGGCAUGGCCGACAUCGACACAGACCCGCGGGAGCUGGAGGCGUUCGCGGAGCGCUUCAAGCAGCGGCGCAUCAAGCUGGGCGUCACGCAGGCCGACGUGGGCUCGGCGCUGGGCAACCUCAAGAUUCCCGGCGUGGGCUCGCUCAGCCAGAGCACCAUCUGCCGCUUCGAGUCGCUCACGCUGUCGCACAACAACAUGAUCGCGCUCAAGCCCAUCCUGCAGGCGUGGCUGGAGGAAGCUGAGAAGGCGGCGCGCAGCCGUCAGCUCAAGCCCGAGCUGUUCAGCGGCGGCGGCGGCGGCGAGCGGAGACGCAAGCGCACGGCCAUCGCGGGUCCCGAGCGCCGCUCCCUGGAGGCUUACUUCGCCGUACAGCCGCGGCCAUCGUCCGAGAAGAUCGCGGCCAUCGCCGAGAAGUUGGACCUCAAGAAGAACGUCGUGCGCGUGUGGUUCUGCAACCAGAGACAGAAGCAGAAGCGCAUGAAGUUCGCCGCGUCGCACUGAGUGGGGGGUGGCGGUGGCGGCGGCCCCGAGGGCCUCGCCCACGUUGACAUUUGGUGAUGAUGGCACAAGGCAAACCCAACUCCCUCCACCGCGAUCCCACGACGACUUUCGUCGCACGGCGGGGUUGGAGGGACGGCGUGAGAAGGGCGGCGCUGUGAAGUUGAUGCAGGUGGUGAGCGUGGUUAGGAUGAUGGUGGUGAUGGUGAUUUGCCGAGUUCGUGUUGGUGGUGGUUGCGGUUAAGAGGAUUGUGGAGGUAUUGGUGAGUGAUUCAGUUCAAGGAUAUGAUAUUGAUGGUGGUGGUGUUCAUAGCCGCGGUGGUGGUUCCAUCGUUGAUAUUGCUGGUGAUGCGAUCUGUCAGCCGCUGACGGUGGCUAUGAUGAUUGAGGUUAAGGUAGUGGUUAAGGUGAUGGCGGUUCAGGAAUUGCGGUGAUAAUUGGUGUUUGUGAUUGGCGAUUGGUAAUUGCUAUUGGUUUUGGUUGAAUUUACAGCAAUCGUGAUGACUGCGGUUACGUUGACGGCCACUGGCGGAGCUAGUGGGGGGGGGGGGGUGGCACGUGCCCCCCCAAUGAUCCGAUCGAAAUCCCUCAUUUCGAUCGGAUCAUUGGGGUUUAUUAGUAAUAAAUCGGCAUUUUGCAACCCCCACUGCCAC